CUGUCGACAAGCAGUGGAAACAGAAGCGCUGAAAUUUCACUGCUCGAUGCGAAGGAGUACGUUCCUGCACAACGCAGACUACUGCUAGUGUUAGGAGCGAGUGGUCUGGGUAUAAUACUCCUUCUGAUAAUCAUAGCAUGCAUAAUGGGACGUCGGUCAAAGCUAAAACGAGGAGCUCCUCUCAAAAAGAUGUCACAAAAAGGAGUGCGAUGGUCCGCAGAAAUAGCCUCAAGAAGUAGUGGUUCAGUAGAGACAGGUCCAGUAUCGAUAGCUUCAAAGAGCAGCGGUUCAGCAGAGAAGGCGCCAGUAGUACCGAAAGCUUCCAAGAGCAGCGGUUCGGCAGAAAAAGCACCAGUAUUGAGAGACUUGAAGAAUAGCGGUUCCGUAGAGAAAGCGUCAGCACUGAAAGGAAGCAGAGAGAAGAGCUAG
This is a messenger RNA of Cooperia oncophora, 429 nucleotides long. The record is from the annotation of a GenBank genome assembly. Lineage: Eukaryota; Metazoa; Nematoda; Chromadorea; Rhabditida; Trichostrongylidae.